AUGGAGGAGAGACCGUCUGCAUUGACAGCUUCGGCAUCGAGGCCUGCCUCCAAUGUCGACCACCCGACACUGAAGCUCCCGACAUCGAGGGCACAAUUGUCCGCCUCCACGCCAGUCAAAAAGAAGGCUAAGAUUUCGUCCCUCUUCCUUUGUCUGGUGAUGCAUCACUCAUAUCAAGGGGAUCUUUGGGCUCUGAUCAAGUCAAAAAGGCAGAAGUGUGAAAAAAUUCAGGACUGGGUGAUCCAGAUGUUCUUUGGACAGAUGGUGGAUGUUUUGGUUUACCUCCAUCAGCAAAACAUUUUCCAUAGAAACCUCAAACCGUCCAACAUCCUUCUAGAUGGCGAGGCCUCCUUCAUGCUUUGUGAUUUCAGCUCUGAAACCCUUAUGACUGAUGAGAUGAAAUGGAAGACAAGAGUGGAAGAAGCUCCUGACCACAAGUCCUGGAUGGCACCAGAAGCACUCAGGUUUUUCUUCAGUGGCAAAUCGGACAUCUGGUCUCUUGGCUGCAUUCUGCUUGAUAUGCUAAACUGCUCCUAUCUGCAUGAAGAGGAAGCCAUUGCAUUGUUGGGCAGAAUUAAAGAAAGUAGCCUUAGUCUUGAGAAUGCCCUGAGGUGUAUGAGGCAAGAGGGCACACCCAUCUCUGCCAUCCUGCUUCUGAUGUUGCAGAUCCAGCCGAUGAUGAGGCCCACAGCAUGGGAGCUGGUUAUUGAUCCAUUUGUUAAAGAAUGUUUGAUUCUGGCCGGAUCUCCCCUAAUCAAAGUGAAGAAGCCUCUUCCUACAGGAAUAAUCGAGGUAAUUCGUAGAAGCGGAAUCCAUACUGUUCUAGAAUUUAUGUUUACGUAUCCAGACAUAGAGGAAGCUCAAGAAAAGGGCAUUGAGCGCCUUCACACCCUCUUGAAAGAUGCCAAGGCUGUGGGGAAGGACCUGGAUGUGGAAAUGCUGUCGAGCAAAACCACAGUUCAUUGCCUGAUAAACUCCAUGAAGUCCUACGCGAACAAUGAAGGCCUGCUGCAGAUGAUCUGCACGUUAUUCAUGAUAAUGUCGAGUAACGACACAGCUGUAGAAGCCCUGAGGAAAGCCGGGCUCUUCUCGGAAGUCCUGACCGUUCUGAGCAAUUGGGCCCACAACAAAGAUAUCAGCCUCGCUUGCUGUGGAGUCAUCUGGAGUCUGGUAGCAAGUGUAACUGAUGUGUCUGAAAUCCCACUGAAAUGUGCUAUUGAGAUUGUCUCUACAAUCCUCCACAUGCACCUUCAGCAUGGAGAUGUGGUAGAAUCUGCAUGCUGUGCUUUCUGGGCCCUGGCCCUUCACGACUGUGUUGAUGAAGCGAAUUACGAGCCCUAUGCCUUGCUUCUGCUGAACGCUCUCCGGCUGUACCCCGAAAGGCCAGUGCUGGCAAAGAAUGCGUUCCUGGCAUUGGCAAGCCUUUUAAGGACAUCUGAACUGUCUGGCUUCCGAUUCAUCGUCACGGAUGAAAAGGGCAGCGGCAUGACCAUGCUGAAGGAGUGCUAUCAGCUUCACCGUGAGGACCCCGAAGUGGUGGAAGACAUGUGUGUGCUGAUUGACGAGAUGUUCAACUACGAUGAAAUUGUGGUGGAGAUGUUCUCUCAGAACAUCACAGAGAUGCUGACAGAAAUGAAAAACAGGUUUACAUCCAGUUUGGUCGGAAUCGACACAUUUCUACUAGCACGCAACGUCAACCUCCACGUCUGCAUGUCGAACCUGUCGAUAUUGUUGAGCGAGUUUAUAGGGACCGUUCACAAAGGCAGCACAUUCCUUUGUCUCCGAGACGUACUCGAUCCAGAAGUCGAUCCCCCCCCGAGUCUUUAUCCCCGCACCACCACCUAUGUCUUGGGAUCAACGCCAACUGGGGUACCUCUACAGCGGUUAUCCACCAUCCAUGCCCUGGCUGAUUCCUGCGGGCUAUUCCGACUGGGAUCGCUACUCGACCCAGUCUGCCCACAGAUCAAGGUCACCCUACAAAUCAGGACCUUCAGCGUCUCUGUCUCGACCUCCGGCUGA
Molecule: messenger RNA, 2019 nt
Organism: Gekko japonicus
Lineage: Eukaryota; Metazoa; Chordata; Lepidosauria; Squamata; Gekkonidae
Gene: STKLD1
Product: serine/threonine kinase-like domain containing 1
Exons: 15
Coding region: 1-2019 (672 amino acids)
Biological process (GO): protein phosphorylation
Molecular function (GO): ATP binding; protein serine/threonine kinase activity
Source: RefSeq, a predicted model, not a curated record